Photinus pyralis (common eastern firefly) is the source of this 980-nucleotide messenger RNA. Its product is annotated as RRP15-like protein. The transcript has 3 exons. Lineage: Eukaryota; Metazoa; Arthropoda; Insecta; Coleoptera; Lampyridae. Gene Ontology annotation, cellular component: preribosome, large subunit precursor. Gene Ontology annotation, biological process: maturation of LSU-rRNA; maturation of 5.8S rRNA. Bases 173 to 928 code for a protein of 251 amino acids. The record is from RefSeq and is a predicted model, not a curated record.
GAAACAGUACGACGUACGAGUACGAUUUACCAUGCUGAGUGCGAAAAACCGCUUUCAUAUCAAAUCCACAAGGAAAUUUUAUGAUAAUGUCUCACUCUGUAUAUAAGUUCGAUGUAGUCUAUUGUUAUAACCUCAAUUUAUUUUACAUGCUUUUCGAAAAGCAAAACAAAAAAUGGCCAUGAAGACCAAAAGGUUAUUAAUUGAAACCGACGAUACCAAAAUAGACAGCGACGACGAAGUAGGUUCUGAAGGCGAAAUUAGCAAUGAGGAAGAAGCCGAGGUUUCAGACGAUGGUGAAGAUGACCAGACUAAUUCUGGUUGGGCAGAUUCUAUUGCUAAGAUAUUAAAGACAAAUAAGCCACAAGGCAAAAAAACUGUGGUUUUAUCAAAAGCUAGAAAAAUCACGGAUUUAAAAAAGAAGAAAGCCAAAAGCGAUGCUGGAUUUGAAAUAGAAACAGAAGACGGGCGGAUACGAACAGGAACUAUUGAAGAGUCUUCUGACGAGGAUGAACCAAAAGCAAAGAAACGAAAAGAUUUACCAUCAUAUCGUGUGAAACCCAACAUAUUAGACAAGGAUCGUGAACGUACACUCUCCAAAAUUGCCACAAAAGGUGUUGUUCAGUUAUUUAAUGCCGUUAAAAAACAACAAAAGGAUAUCGACUCAAAAUUAAAGGAUGCAGGUUCUUUGGAAGUUAAAAAGGAUAAAGUUUUAAAAAAUAUAAAUAAAAAGGAGUUUUUGAAUGUUUUGAUGGGUGGACAACAAAAUGUUAAAAAAGGGAAAGUUAAACAGGCUAAGGCUAAAGCAGAACCAGAAGAUGCACCUUCAUGGAACGUACUUAGAGAUGACUUUUUAAUGUCUGCCAAAAUGAAAGAUUGGGAUAAGAAACUGGAAGAUGAAUUAGACAUUAAGGAAGAUGAUGAUGAUUGAGUUUUUAUCUUAAGAAAGUGAUAUUUAAUAAAAAUAUUUUAUCAUAAUAAAA